This is a messenger RNA of Cladophialophora yegresii CBS 114405, 315 nucleotides long. RefSeq lists its product as uncharacterized. Lineage: Eukaryota; Fungi; Ascomycota; Eurotiomycetes; Chaetothyriales; Herpotrichiellaceae. The transcript has 3 exons. The coding region runs from base 1 to 315 and encodes 104 amino acids. The record is from RefSeq and is a predicted model, not a curated record.
AUGAACACAGCAAGGCUUUUGAGGCUCCAGCCUCUUCGGUCGGCUGCUUUCAGGCAAGCCGCCUUCCGCCAAUCCGCCCAGAAACAAAAUGCCAGACCAUUCCACAACAGCCGGACACUGUUCCGAUCAAAGGCGAGCACAAACGCCCACACCAUCACCCAGAGAAUCCGGCAGCUCAAGAAAGUCCCCCCAGAACUGCUCCCUCUCGGCGUGGUCAUUGCAUUUGCCCUGUUCGCUGCCUUCUUCGCCAUGGGUAGGAAGCUGUGGACCGACAAGACUCUUCGUUUGCAGAGAUCCUCUCAGAAACAUGAUUAA